Entrophospora candida is the source of this 243-nucleotide messenger RNA. The record is from the annotation of a GenBank genome assembly. NCBI's taxonomy places the organism in Eukaryota, Fungi, Glomeromycota, Glomeromycetes, Entrophosporales, Entrophosporaceae.
GUACAUCAAGAUUUAAACAGUUCAUACAUAUUAUGGCUAAAAACCACUAAAGGCAUGGAUCUUGAUUUAGAAAGUGAAGACAAAGUAUGGGUUCCAUUGCUUCCUGUUGAUGAUGAAGAAGAUAAUAAUCCAAAAAUACUUGCAUCUAAAAAAAACAAUGAAAGGGCAACAAAAGCUAUGAAACAUAAAGUAAAUGAGAUUAGUAAUACUGCAUUAGAAAAAAAUGUUCAAAAAGGAGUUCAU